GCGUGCACUCCUCAAAGUUGGAGCACUGCAGAUGAAAGUAAACAUUGUGAUGAUGGACGCCAAAUCGGGGCUGGUAUGUCACACCAUUCAUCGUUGGGGCACAAAACGCUAUUGCGGUGCAGAUGCUGUUCCUGUGUAAAUGAGUAUAACCAGAUCCAACAAUCCCAGUCUCGCCCAGUUUUACUUUUGUAAACAGACAAGCCUCUAAAGAAAGCGUUUGCAGAUUACUCUAAGAAAAACAUCAAUGAUGAAGGUUGUUUUGGUUCUCGUACUGGUGGCUAUUAUUGUCGUUGCUGAUGCACACAAAAAAGGGAAUAAAGGCAAGAAGAAGUGUGCUAAAAAAUGUUCCAAAGUAGCAAGAGAACAAUAUCGGGUUGAAAUCGAAACACUCCAAGGCCAGUUGGACGCGGCUGACGCUGAAAUCUCUAACUUGGAAAGUGAAUUUGCAGGGUAUCAGGCUGGAAUCGAAACACUUGAAGGUGAGGUGAACUUGGCUGACACUGAAAUCUCUAACUUGGAAAGUGAACUUGCAGGGCACAUGGCUACGAUCGAUGAACUAAACGCUAACUUGGCUACGGCUCAGGAUUCUGUUAGUGCUAAUGAUGCAGAAAUUGCCGAGCUAACAGCAAAGACGCUACAACCGUGUCACAUCUGUGGGGAAAGUUUGGACACCGUUACUGGCGAGGUCACUAAAAUUGACUGUAACGAAGAUACGUUGAAAUGCUUGGACACUACAACUGCCUCUGAUAAUCAAUGCCGAUUAGAUGCGACAGAAACUAAAUGGGAAAUCGUAAAUGGCCUCGUAUCUGCAUAAUGGAAUAUCGUCUUAAACCAUUUUAAAUGCUUCUUAUGGACAAUAACCAUAUAAAGAUCGUUAGAUCCAAUAAUUCAUUGCACAAAUCAAAGAAGUAAUUUAACUCCGUAGCAUCAAAACAAAUGUGUUCGAAGUGCGAUGAAUUCUUGGAGAUUACUCAACCAAACAAAGUUUCAUGUAGAAGUAAACGGAAUUAAACUAAAUCAGAAAAAUAAAUAGACUGCAAAGAAACUGA
This is a messenger RNA of Owenia fusiformis, 1049 nucleotides long. The record is from the annotation of a GenBank genome assembly. NCBI's taxonomy places the organism in Eukaryota, Metazoa, Annelida, Polychaeta, Sabellida, Oweniidae.